Molecule: messenger RNA, 2516 nt
Organism: Drosophila mauritiana
Lineage: Eukaryota; Metazoa; Arthropoda; Insecta; Diptera; Drosophilidae
Exons: 3
Coding region: 195-2273 (692 amino acids)
Source: RefSeq, a predicted model, not a curated record
GGUCACACUUUAAUUAUCGCCGGCAAAGAAACACAAAUUGUGUUUUUAAUACUUUUGAAAUUCUAGCGUAAAUAUUGUUUACACGCUCUGAUGUCGACCACAAUUAACGCCACAACCUUAGUCCUAGUCUAGAGGUUAAAAAUAAUCCUGAAACCAAAGAACCUGAAGAUCAGUUAGUAGCCGACGGAAUUGCAAUGGGUUCCAACGGCGAAGUAUUAUUGAAUUUCGCAAUGAACUCAGACAGCGUAAAUACCAUCAUAAAUUCCACAGCGGACUUCGCAGAAAUUGUCUUAGACAAUAGUUUAGAGUUUAACAAGACGGUUCCUUUCCAACCGCAGGAUUCGGACGUAGAAAUGGUCUCUGUCAGAUCAGAUGCGGAACCGGAUGUUAACAAAUCAGAUUCCAAAGCAAAUGAUAAAUCAGAUGCCAAAUUAGAUGGUGAAUCUAUAUUAGAGUCAGGAGCCAAACUUCAGGCGGCCCCGGAGGAGGUUUUCGCGAGGAAGGGAUGCCUCAAGAGGACCAUGGAAUGUCCUGCCCCGCCUAAUCCUACUCCCAAAAAGAACUGGAAGCGUAACCUGCGUAUCUUGAUCUCAAAUCUGUACAUCAAAAGCGAGGAUCGUCUUCCGGGAGCAUGUGUUUCCAGGUGUCUUUACAAUACUAGUCUGUGCACGCAAAGACAUCGGUGCUCCGCGCUCCCGGAUGGCCCAAACUUUUCGGCCGUUCAGGCGCUACGAACCACGUUGCACGGCCAGCACUACGAUACAUUCCUGGACAUUCUGGAGAUGAUGGUGAUGCAGGGUGUCUACCCAGGCGAAGGAGUCUUUGACAGACUAAUAGAUAUGGCCAUGAUCCUAAUUGCCAAAGAGAUAAGCGUAAAGGAGCUGGGUGACAUCUACAACAAACUUAUACGCAUCUUCUUUCUUCUGGUCGACGCCUUUCCCCCGUGCUGGACAGCCCUGCGUCCUUACUACUUGAGUUUUCUGGGUGUCUCGAAUCCCGCCUUGCGGGCAACACGUUCAACCGAUUCUACCCAGAAGUUGCAGUUUUACAUUGAUCUUUUAGAGGAAAAUCUAAUGCAUUGCAGCGAUGAAGAGAUACGUGAAAACACCAAAUUCUAUGAAAAGUUUGUGUUUAACUUCUCGGAAGAGGAGGAUGCGAAUAUGUCACAGGAAACGGUCUUUCUGCGACAUGUACAGCAGUAUGACUGGCAGAGUGGGAAGCUUUGUUUGGACGACUUCAAGAGAAUGUCGCCCGCAGUCCGCUUGGCACGGGUCUGUGAUGUCCUGAACAUGCUCACAUGGGUGUUGGAAAUGGAGUUCCUCUCCUGGCUGGAUCAUAACAGGUUGAGGCAGUCGGAGUCGGAGAUGUUUCAGGAGAACUCCAGGUCAUUUGCCUGGAUCGUAUUUGGAAUGUCAGCAGGAACGCGUCUCACCGACAUCGUUAAGCAAAUUAUGAGGCUGUAUGGACAGGCAGUGGAGAAGUCCAUGUACCCAGAACGCCAGAGGAUUCUCCAGCGCCUUGUUUCCCUCAUCGUCGAAGCAAGCAACACGGCCGAUCUAGAGUACGCGGAUAAUGCUGUGAUAUAUCCAAGUAUUGGACCCCAAACCCGUCUGCUCAUCGAAGAGUUCUUCAAGAUUUUUAAAUCACACAAUCGCAAAAAGAUUUCCACCUACCUAAAGACUAUUCCGCAGUUGGACCACCCAUAUCUCCGCUUCGAGUUCACAGACCACUUUUUGAAACUCUUUUUCUUUCCCAAAAAAACUCAUUUUGGACCGGAGAAAGUGGUCGGAGAAUUCAGAGCGCGUCAAUGGAUAAAGUACAACUUGAAAAGUGAGAUUGAGGAUGACGACGACGAGCAGUUGUCUCGUGAGGAUUACCUGGCAUUACUCCUUAGCGCCUUAAAAGACUACGACAAGUGGUUAAAUCUUGGAGGCUUCUGGAAGUAUCUAAGGAGUAAGGAGCUCGUGCAGCCCUUGACUGCGAGGAUCAGUCCUGUGGGAAGGGUUGUGCGCGAGGCGCCGAAGGUGUUCAGGCUGGAUGCGUUGGAUGAGGAGGAACACACCUGGAAGGAGCGCAUGAACACCAAGGUAAUUACAGGUCGGCCAAAGGUGAAUCUGCCGGUGGCCAGAAUCAAUACGGGCAAGAUAUGUGUGCGCUAUGGCGAGGAUGUGCGACAGAUGAGAGUUUUGCGAAAACUUCUUCAAAACAAAGUUCACAAGGAGGUCGAUGUGUCGGAGUGGUUAACCUAUCUAAACAAACUUUCGGGGCUAUGAAUAGUCCAUGCCUCCAGCAGACUCUGUGCCUUCCUCCGUAGUGGGAGGCAUAUGAGUGUCCAAAUAUGAAUAUAUAUCUAAGGCUCAAUUAUGUUUAUGAAAUAUCAUACCGAAAGUUCAAACUUAGUUAUUUUAAGCCUAUAGAAAACAUUAGUGAGUGGAAAAUUUGUUUUUGUUUUGUUUUGCGUUAACUAGUAUUUACCUAAAUGGUUUCAAAUAAAAAUACAUUUGAUUCAUUGCCAU